UUAUCUCCUUAAGGUUCGCUGAAGCGAUAGAGAAUUGUUUCAACAUGAUGCUUCUGUUUCAAAUGCUCGGGUGCAUCAUUCAGCUCUGUUUCCAGUGUUUUCAAGCCAUCAUAUCACUCGGUGAGGAAGCAGAGCAAUUCAUGGUUUUCAAAAUUGCAUUCCUGUGUUUCUAUGUAACCUGCGCAAUGAUGCAAUUGUACCUAUAUUGUUACGUAGGGGAAAGACUUACGUUCGAGAGUACAGAGGUAGCUGACACGGCAUACCAUUGCGAAUGGUACAAUUUCUCUCCCGAGAACGCAAGAUUGCUCAUAAUUAUCAUGUGUCGAGCUAGGUCAUCGCCGCUAAUGAUCACAGCAGGCAAAUUUUGUUGGUUUACCAUAUUGUUAUUUGAACUACCAUAUCGGUUUGAAUCGUUACAUACUGAAGUACGUGGGCAUCUGGCCGGAAGAGAGGAAAUGGAACCGAUCUUCGAGUUACCACGUCCUGGUACCGUCCCUCACGAUGCUAUGCUUCGUGUGUGCUCCACAAACCAUCAACCUACCGCUCAUCGCGCACGACAUGAAUCUGCUCGAAAAAUUCUAUUAUUUCUUCCGGAGCAAAACUAUAUCCGUCAUUUUUUUCUCUUGCAAGCAUUAAAGUUUCUACUCAAGUGCAUAGCCGAGGACUGGGCCACGACGGAGACGAAAACCAAACGAGAAACGAUGGUGAAGAUCGCUAGGCUCACUAGAAUCAUCACAAUAGGUUGUAUAAUGAUGUGCGAGCUCAUAGCUUUCUCCUUCGUGUCUCUACGUCUCGUUUCAAUGAAAUACACCGACGCAACUAUGGUCUAUCAUGGCUACUUCCCUUACAAUAUAACCUACAGCCCGAACUACGAAUUGACGAUGAUUGGUCAAGCUUUAGGCGCCAUAUAUGGGGGCACCACGUACGGAGCUGUGGACACUUUCAUCGCUCUGUUAGUUCUCCACGCUUGUGGACAACUGUCGAAUCUAAAGGACGACUUGAGGAACAUUCACUCGUACGAUAAGAAAGAUCAGCAAGCGAGAUUGAAGAAAAUCGUCGAGAAGCAUAAUUAUAUCGCUUGGUUCGUAUUAAACAAAUCUGUUAACAGCAACUCAGUUGGUAGUGAGAAUUUUCUGAAUGGUUUUGAAAGG
This is a messenger RNA of Heterotrigona itama, 1151 nucleotides long. Lineage: Eukaryota; Metazoa; Arthropoda; Insecta; Hymenoptera; Apidae. The record is from the annotation of a GenBank genome assembly.